Biomphalaria glabrata is the source of this 5218-nucleotide messenger RNA. RefSeq names its product ecdysteroid-phosphate phosphatase-like. Bases 189 to 2093 code for a protein of 634 amino acids. The record is from RefSeq and is a predicted model, not a curated record. Gene Ontology annotation, molecular function: protein binding. The transcript is spliced from 12 exons. NCBI's taxonomy places the organism in Eukaryota, Metazoa, Mollusca, Gastropoda, Planorbidae.
CAUUAAUUUCUAGAUCUAGAUGAUACUAGAUCUCGAUCUAGAGAAUCUAGAUUAAAGUCUAGAUCUAGAUCUAUACAAUCUAGUUCUAGAAUAGUAGACUAGAUCUAAAGAUUCGAGUCUAAAUCUAUAUUAGGUUCUUAGUGAUUCUAGAUUCAGAAUCUUCAACAUUAAAUUGAGGGGCAAGUUUGAUGGCUGGAAUCCCACCAAGGACUAGGUCUAGAAGCUCAAAUGCUUCAUGGAAAGAAAGAUCACCACUAGAGAUAUUGCUACAUAUGGGUUUCUCCAAAGAAAGAGCAGAGAAGGCCCUGGCAGUCACUGGAAAUAAUGGUGUUCAUAUUGCAUCUGAUUGGCUGCUUUCUCACGUCAAUGACCCUCAUCUUGAUGAUCUUGAGGCCCAAGAGUACAUAAUCUAUUUAUGUCCCUGUGGAGACUUUUUAAAAAGGCUUGGCAUUUACUGGGAGACAUCCAUGCAGUCCUGUGGAUGGAAUGCAGCACAUAUAUACCACCCCCACAUUACUCUCUGUUCUUUUUUCAAGCUUCCUAACAACAAAGUUUCAGUCAUUGAUUCUGUGAUCACUUGUAUCAAGCAAGAACUUUUACAAUGGCCAGCAUUAGGCACUUUCAAGUUGGAGCUCUUCACUCAAAGCAAAAACUUCAUCGGCUACUUUGUCCUCAGUCCAUACCACCAGUUUAUAGAGAAACUAAUGAUUCGUGUCCAUCACGAGUUUUCAAAAGCAGGUAUUGAAAUGAAGCCUCAAAUGAAACAGCUACACAUGACCUUGGCCUUCCAGUACGAUCAGAUAAAUCACGAUGUCCUCAUGAAAUUGGCACAAGAGCUGACAGUUCCUCUGCAAACUGAAUGGGAGAUCAAAGUUUUUUCUAGAAAUCCUGCGUUGAAAAGUUCAGAGGUUAGAAAAAUUAUCAAACGCUACAAACCGCAGCAAGAUGAUGAGCUGGAGCUUCAGGAAGGCGACUAUGUUCACAUGGACCCUGAGGAACACGAAAGAAGUCCAGACGGCUGGUUCAAAGGAACUUCUUGGCGGACUGGAGUGUCUGGGUUUUUCCCUGGAAAUUUUACAACCAGGUGUUCUCAAAUGGAUAUUUGGACAGUACACAGGUCAGCUUCAUUGCCCAACACGUCAUCGGGAAAUGUCCAGGUUGAUGUGCAUGAAAGAAAUCUGGAUUCUGGCAUCCUCAACGGCAUCGGGGACUAUGACAACCUGUGGGUGGCCAGCUCUAACGGAACAGCAGAAGGAGAGCAGAUGUAUGCCAAAGUGAAAAAGCCACCCAAGAACUUUGGGUCUGAGCCGAGGAGACUGUUUGUUGUCCGACACGGUGAAAGAUGUGAUUUCGCUUUUAAAAACUGGUUUGAAAGAUGUUUUGACGCUAAGACAGAUGUUUACACUCGUUUCAACCUCAACUGUCCAAAACAAAUGAUCCCACGAGCCAAUUGUAAAGAUUUCAUCAAAGAUUGCCCCCUGACAGUUAUAGGAAGAGAGCAGGCUAGACUGACAGGUGAGUCUCUCCGAGAAACUGGCCAGUCCAUCUCCUACAUUUAUUGUUCUCCAGCUCUUAGAUGUGUGGAGACAGCACAGGAAAUAAUGACAGCUUACGGAUCUCAUGUAAAGAUGUGCAUUGAACCAUCGUUGUUUGAGUGGCUGGGCUGGUACAAACCUAUUUUGCCCAUCUUCAUUACACCGGAAGAGCUGGAGGUUCAUGGCUUUGCUGUUGACAGCAGCUACACACCUUAUGUUCAGUUUGAGAGUAUCCCCAUGACAGAGAGUGUUGGAGAGUAUUACAGGAGGUCACACAGUUUUGUCAACAGUGUCCUCAAGAAGCACAAAGUGGCUGGUGGCAACAUCUUGCUGGUCGCUCAUUCCGGUUCACUGGAUUCAUGCACCAGACAAUUGAGAGGCAAAGCUGUUCGCAACCAAGAAGAAUUCAGAAACAUUGUAAAGGGUUGCCCUUACUGUUGCCUCUGCAUGGCAGUGGAAGACUUUUCCAGCAGUAAGUGGAACCUGGCUGAACCUCCGAUCCCGCAAUUGACCCACGGCACCAAUAAGGAGUAUAAGUGGGAUCUUUUGAUGUCCUAGAGUACGUUUAACGUGACUUGUUGACAUUUUUUUGUUGUUUCUAUUUCUUUUGUGCAUGAAUUAACAUGGCCACUAAUGGGAAUUGCCUUAAAUCAUCCAGUAUGGAUGAUGUACAUACUGUGAUUUUUUUCCCCUUUUUUUUAAAUUUUUUUUUUUUUUUCUUCUUAAAUGGUUUAAUGAAGCAGUGGUUCCCACUGUGUGAUCAGUGAUGCCCAGAUAUUCUACAGUAAACCUUACACACUUUUUAUUCUCUGGUAUUUUCUUAGCCUAUUAUAAUUUUUAAAAUAAAUAUUUUCCACAUUAAAUUUUUAGAAGUCCCACAAAAGCUCAAAACGAGAAUCAACAGCAGAAAUAAUUUUUUAGGGAGUUUCACAAAAGGAUUCUCAAAAGUUAGCACAAAAAUGGGUACAUUUUAUUCUUUCUGUGAUACUUAUUGUCUCAGAACUUGUUUUUUUUUUUUUAGAACUUCUCACGAGUUUGAAGGAAACAUUUCAAACAAUUUGGUAACUUUGUAAGCAACUACCGGUACCAAAGAUUCUCACAUUCAUAGUUCAUUGAGCCUCGUCUUUUAGUGAAACUUAACAUUCUUUUGUUGCUUCACGUCUGCCUAAUGGGUGCAUAAACCAUAAAUAUUUUGGGAAUCCCUGCAUCAGAUGCAGUCAGCAUUUAUUCUUCUGUUCAUUUUUCUUAUGACAGACUGCCUUGUACUUACUAAUCAAUAUGUAUAUCAUAGUGAUAACUCUAUAGCUAGAUCUGUUUAUUUGCAGGUCAGUGUCUACAUUUCCUUCAUUUCCUGUUGUGUGACAUGUUGUACUUUUGUUAUGUAUAACUAACAAUGUGAUCACUGGUGAUCUUGUUCAAUUCUAUGGGUUUUUUUUUAGAUUUAUUUUCUUGUUAUGUAAGUCUUCCAUUAAGCAUUAGCAUUUCUCAGAGAGUCAGAACAAUGUAAAUAAUUGACAAGUUUGCAUGUAAUUUUUAAUUAUUUUUUUUUAAAGAAAUAUUUUUAUUUAAUACAAUUAUCAUCAAUGUAAAUUUUUGGCCAGCAAUGGGAUUGUGGUUACAGUCCACUUCUGUAAUUUGUGGCAAUGGUCACUCAAAUAGUGACUUCACUUAACUUACUGAUGUCAUUCAACUACCACAUAAUGUUAUAAAAAUACAACUAUAGUCCAGAUGACCACAAGAUGAGAAUUGAUGGCUUAGGGUUAAGGACUCCAACCCUGGUUCAUGUUUAAAAAAAUGAGAUAUAAAUAUUUGUAAUGUAUUUACCUACUGAAUGCAUUGAAAUGUAUAAGAUAAGGGGCAUUGUGCUGGCUUCACAAUCCCUUGAUUCAAACUUUUAUAUUAAGUUUUGAAAUGUAAUUGACACUUUUUCUUUUAAAUUCCCUCUACAGAGUUUAUUUUUAAUUAAUCCUGACAUUUUUUUUCUUUACAUUUUUUCAUUUUAAAAAUGAAUAAUUUUCUUCUCUACACCAAACCAAAAUGAAAGAAAAGUUAAAAAAAAACUGUAUAGAAUCAAUCCAUUGAGACGCUCUCCCGAUAAAAUUGAGACAUCUUCAAUGAAAAAAAAAAGUUCAUUGAAGCUAUCUAAAAGCUGGUGGGACAUAUUCUCAAUUCCUUUUUGAUCUUUUUAUCUGAAAGAAAGGGAUAGAUUUAAAAACAAAUUUGACCAAAAUAAAGUUUUGUCACUAUAAUGCUGUGUCUUAUUUUAUUUGAAGAUACUUUUUAGGUUUCAUAUUCGCUUUCAUUCAUGCUGACAGCUCUGUAUUUCACAUUGAAAUAAUAUUCCUGUUUAUGAUACCAGUUAUUUUUAGCCUAUUGAGCAGUUUGUUUAUUCAUUAUAUUUUUCACCAAUUUUUUAACUUUUUUUUUACAUAUAAUUAACUUUAAAAGCUGUAACUACUUUGCAAAAUCAAAGUGCCAACGUAUGUCAUGAGCUUAGUACUGACCAACACUUGCAUUGUGCUGGAUAGAUGAUUAUUAAUCAGUAUUAUUAUAAUAAUGAAUCACUUGACUUUAUAAAGUGCAAUUAUAAAACAUCAGUGGAUCUAUUUAGAGAUGAGCACUGCGCCACUUUUCACUCUUUACGAACCUGUAACAUACAUAUAGAAUGGGAGGCAACUGCAAGAGUCACAAGGUGUCAAAGCAGCUGAUUUGAGUUGAUUUGCUGUUAGUUAAAGAUUUUAUCACCAACCUAAGUGAGGAAUAGUAGAAGAAGAUUUGGGAUGCACUUUUUUUUUUUGUUCAUAUUUUUAUUUCUGACUUGGUUUCUUGACAUUCAGGCAAACGUCUGGUGGGGAGGCACCCAAUGAGCCACUGGGGUUUGCGCCAAAGUGGCCGCUGUCUGGUGGGGAGGCACCCAACGAGCCAGUGGGGUUUGCGCCAAAGUGGCCGCUGUCUGGUGGGGAGGCACCCAAUGAGCCAGUGGGGUUUGCGCCAAAGUGGCCGCUGUCUGGUGGGGAGGCACCCAAUGAGCCAGUGGGGUUUGCGCCAAAGUGGCCGCUGUCUGGUGGGGAGGCACCCAAUGAGCCAGUGGGGUUUGCGCCAAAGUGUCCGCUUUCUGUGAUUGCAAGGCACAUAAAAGAUUUCUUAAUAUUCUUUUUAUAAAAGGGUCCAACUGAGUGUCAUUAAUGGCCCUGGCCUACACUUUUACAGUGGAGUAGCAACCAUAACUUAAAGUAGUUUAACAUGCCUAGAUUCAUGACUAUGAUAUUGAACCCCAUGUGUGGGCCGGACUGUAUGCUAUUGCCAGAGCCAGUUUUAGCACCCAUUACGCCUUUGUUUAUUGACCUCAUCACCCCUUGAUCGACACUUGUGAUGCUGCCAACUUGAAGUGAGAUUAUUUCAGGUUCAUUAUUAAUACUGAACUGGAUUCAUUUUUGAUAUUUGACAAAGUACUGAUCUGUUGGUUAAAAAAAUACAUUUUUUUGUUUGCCCAUAUUUUGAUAUUUUAUUAGGCUGCUCAGGCAAACGUGGGGUUAGUUGAUCACAUUAUGUAUUUCUUGUAACCUACAAGCAAGAAAAUCUGCAAUGUAAAUUUAAUUCAUUUUGUACAAGAACAAAUGUAAACUAUUCUGUCUGUUUGGGUCAGGGAUUUAAGCCUACUAGUGACUGAUACUAAUUUUUUG